Messenger RNA from Diatraea saccharalis (sugarcane borer), 1983 nucleotides. NCBI's taxonomy places the organism in Eukaryota, Metazoa, Arthropoda, Insecta, Lepidoptera, Crambidae. The record is from the annotation of a GenBank genome assembly.
AUGAAUGUUGAUUUAACAAAAAAAGGUCUAGAACGGGUGGCGGAGGAGUUGAUGGGUCGAAGAAAAUGGAAACUAUGCCAGGACGCAUUAAUACCAAAGAGGAGCGAGCCCGAAGCUUCGAGCGACGAGUCUAUGCCUGGCACCGACCCCCCUCCCGCGCUCAAAAUCAAGACCAUAGAGCAGAUAAACGCGCCCGAAGCGGAGGAGAAGAGCUCGCGGCCCGAGACGAUACUGGAGAGUCUGAUCAAGAGGCCGGCGACCCAGCCGAAGCUGGAGUUACCAGAGCCCACAGACUGGAAGCCGCCGGACAAAUGUUACUUUUGCGUGGACGGGGAGAGGGGUGAGCCGGUUGCGGAGGGGGGGCAGGGCGGCGCAACCAGUCCGGCAUCAGAAUCAGACAGCAGUUCGGUGUCGGGGGCGAAGAGUCCAGCGGGCGCUCCGCCUCUGCUGCAACACCUGUUACAGCUGCAGCUGCAGGCGCAGAUUCCAGCAGAUGGUAGCGGCCCUGGCGACGCUGGGCACGGGGCUGGUGCCGCCGGCGGUGCUGUCCCAGUUCAGUUGUCUUUGCCGUCUGGCGGACACCAUCGGCAGACACCCUCCACUGGCAGGCAUAUUGUCUCUCGUAUAAAUACUUUGAAAAGAGGUCCGUUGGACGUAAGUAAUAAUGUGACAAGACGAGCAUACACAGACGACGAGCUGCAGUCCGCGCUAAGGGACAUCCAGUCAGGCAGGCUCGGCACGCGGCGUGCCGCCGUCGUUUACGGCAUUCCACGCUCGACGCUUCGCAACAAGGUCAAUAAAUUUGGACUCGCUACGGAGCAACACGACUCAGAGGCCGACAGCGACUCCGAACGGCCCGAAUCACCGCCUUCUGUCAUAUUAAAAAUUCCGACAUUCCCUCCGCCUGACGACAAGAGCCCAUCACCGGCCACUCCAGUCACCACCCCCAUCACACCGAUCACACCGAUCAUCCCACCGCCGCAACCUCCGCUAAACCCCUCUGCGCAUUUACCAGCCUUCUUUGCGGAUCCCCCGGCCAACCAGCAUUUGUUCACGUCUAUUAAUGAUGUUAUAGUAAGAAGCAUUAGCCAAAAGUUUCAGCAACUACCGGACCGACCGACUCAAGCUUCUGAUCUGCAGUAUAUGAGAGCACCUGACCGACAUGUAUCCGUUAUCAAAACUCCGCCGGAGAAUCAAAGGAACUAUCAAAUGCCUAGUAAUUCGAAAGCAACGAAUAAUGGACAGCCCGCCACGGGAGGUAAAGGCACGAGGCCCAAAAGAGGAAAAUACAGAAACUAUGAUAGGGAUAGUCUCGUAGAGGCAGUGAAGGCGGUGCAAAGAGGGGAAAUGUCGGUCCACAGGGCUGGUUCGUACUACGGCGUCCCACAUUCAACGCUCGAGUAUAAAGUGAAGGAACGACAUUUGAUGCGACCGAGAAAAAGAGAACCGAAACCACAACAAGAUCCGAAACCACCACCGAAACCCCAGCCAAAAGCACCGCCGACGACCAAACCAUUCUCAAACGGGAUGAACGGACCAGACACACCGGCGUAUCCAACCGGCUACCCGUUCUGGGCAGGCGCUGGCUUCCCACCGCCAUCGCCAGAUUUGUACGCAUCACAUAUGAUGCGACGGUUGCGUGAAGAAGCACCUCCGCCGGCGAACGGGUCAUUUCUCGAAGGUAUAAUCCGAUCGAGCUUAGAGCGCCCCGGGGCGGCUUUGAUGCACCGACUAACAGAGCAGCGACCACUCGGGCCACAGGACGCACCGAGUCUAUUAAGACGUCUGACGGGCGAGCCUGACGAGCCUCCAGCGAGGCGCGCGCGGCUCGAUAGCUCCGAUCGGCAGCUGGCAGCGGAGAUGCGCGAGGCAGUGCAACGGCUACGCGCUGACAAACUUCGGCCACGCAACGGGACUCCCACGCCCCCCGCACCUUCCUCACCCUCGCCGGCACCCGCUCCUGCGCCGCCCGAUCGAACCUAG